Scatophagus argus is the source of this 6138-nucleotide messenger RNA. RefSeq names its product interferon-induced very large GTPase 1 (gene gvin1l2). The coding region runs from base 224 to 5461 and encodes 1745 amino acids. Gene Ontology annotation, molecular function: GTP binding. The transcript has 4 exons. The record is from RefSeq and is a predicted model, not a curated record. Lineage: Eukaryota; Metazoa; Chordata; Actinopteri; Scatophagidae.
CGGGAAUGUGUCUUUAUCGCUGAACACACUGGUAUAAGAGCUCUUGUGACAGAGAGUCCACAACCACCUGGUGACAAAAUGUUAAGGAUACGCAUUUUCUUUGGCCAAGCAGCUGUGUGAGGAGGGACAGAUUUCCGCACAACAGUCCACAUUCUUCGUGACUGACCAGAGGAAAGAAACUGUUUUAAAACGAAGAGGAAGAGGCACUUGUGAUUUACUCGGGAUGUCAAUAAAGCUUCCUAAGAGGUUGAGCAGCAAAAAGAAAAAGCAUAUAAAGAACAAUGCCCAGACAGAAAUUCUAUUUAAGUUGGGCCUGGAGGCCUACUGGACUACACCACUGGAUCCAGCAUCUAUGUUGGACAUCAGCACUUGGACUUCGGAGAACCAAGCUCCUAUAGAACUUAAGGAUCUUCCAAAAGCUUUCCUCCAACGCCUUUGGCUGCUUCAUCCAGAUGCCCGGAGUACUUGCUGCAAACAUCCACAUGAUGUUCCAAACAAUGCCAACGAACCAAACAAGGAGAUGAUCAAUGGUUUUGGAGAAAGCCAGUAUGCCAUCAACCCCCUUGAUCUAGUUACAGCUGUCUUUAUGUCUGCCAAUGCUUUCCUUCAGCAGGAGAUAGCCAACCGCAUGAUGCAAUGCCAGUUUGCUGUGCCUCUGGUCCUUCCAAACAUAGAUUCAGAAGAAUCCAGUCACUUUCUUCUUUGGCCUUUGAGAGGUGUUGUUAGCCACUGGUGGUCUCACUUUCCAGAUAAAAGCAGUAAGAUCCACCUGGGGGAUUUGGCAAGUACAUGCAUGCCAAUGGUUUCUUGUGUGAAGCUUGGCCACUGUAGUGUCUCCAAGUCACAAGUGCUAAACAAUGUUCUGAGAUCUUCCAGUGAAACAUUUCUCCACAGGGGGAUGGAUGGAGGACAGCUGCCCCGAAGACUCUCCAAUGGCUUGGUAGAGAUCGGGUGGUAUCUACCCACUGGAAACGCAGACAGAAAUAUUUUUCCUGUUCCUGUGGCCUUCUCUAACCUACGUGGUGAUGCCAGUACACAUGAGAAAAACGCUGACCUUCUAUGUGAAGCAUCUUCAGCUGUGAUUGUUUUCUGUGGAAAUCUUAGAGAGAAAGACAAGCAACUCCUUGUUUCCUGGAAAAAUAAGGCAGCCAAACUAAUUUUGGUUGACUUAUCAGACACUGAGAUAAAUGAAAACCGAGUUGUGUGGUUUGUUGAUCAGAACCUCGAAGAACAUAUGGGGAUCCCAGGAGGAGUGCUGCAAGGGGGAGGUUUAAGUGAGGAGCAACUGGCUAAUAGGCUGUGUGACACCCUUAAAGGUCUCCUACCAGAUAAACUGAGACUUGUUACACUUGAGGCGGCAGCAACAUUAGCAGAGGGGCUAGGCCUUAAUGUGGAUGAAGGAGCAGUCUAUAAAAAGGCAAUGGCCACAGUGGAGGAAGCACUGAAAGGUUUAGAUGAGGGAUCUGAUCAGUUUAGGGAGAAACAGCUUCCUUUGCAGGGGCCGUUGUGGAGAAAACUGGCUGAAAUAGAAAAGGAUGAGAGAAAACAGAAAAAAGAACAAAAAGAACCUGACCCCCAGCUGCAACAAGAAAAGAAAGACAUCUUGGCAGAGUUGAGUGGCUACAAAAUGACUCCAGCGAUGAAGAUUUUUACUGAUGCGCUUUUCACAACAGACAAAGUGGAGAGGACUUGUUUCCUUAAUUGGAUGAAGCUGAGGCUUCAGCUGUUGCAAACUCAAAAACAAAACAGUUCACAUGAUCUACUGAAAAAUGUAGAGACAGAAAAAGAAGAUGCCAUGCAUGAAUAUUCUAAUGAGCUUGAAAAUGGAGCUGAUGAUGACCUAGGGGACACUGACAGUUUUUGCACAGAUUCAUCCCUUGAAGAGGAACAAUUUGAAGCUCAGUCUGCAAAUACUGAACUGCAAGUUUCUGAGCAGAAAGAACAUCUUGACCCCAUAUGUGAUCCAGUCAUGGAUCAGCAGUUAUAUGUGACAUCAAAUGAAAAAGAAAUCCAAGGUGAAGAAAUGAAAGCAAACUCUACUGAAGAGCAAAUUUCAGAUCCCGUCUUUGAAGACCAAAACUGCCAUAUGGAGCCUGCAGAAAAUGGAGCCUUAGAUAAAAAAGAGAUACCACUAGCUGAGUCAGAUACAACUUCUUCUGCCCAACAACAAACAUGCCUAGAUGUUUCAUUUGAACAUCAUGUAGCCUCAUCUUCACAGUCUUCUGAGGACCAAAACUGUCAUUUGGAGUCUGGAGAAAAUGGAGCCUUAAGCUGCCAAGGGAAACAGCCUGAUGAACCAGAGCUACCACAAGAUAAGUCAAAUUCGACUCCUUUUUCUCAAGAACAAAUGCGCCUAGAUGUUUCAUUUGAACAUCAUCAAGUAUCCUCAUGUUCACAGCCUUUUGAACCUGAUCCAUCCUUUCUGGGUCUUGAACACUUUUUGCGUGAAAUGGGCCUAAUUUUUGAGCUAACACACAUCAGCCCUGGCAGUGGUAACCAAAAUGUAUUGCGCCUCCCUAGCUUAGCUAUAGACCUUCUUCUCUAUGGGGUUCCACUUGAACUAAUGGAUGGAGAUGCCUCAAACAUCCCCAUACACUGGUUGGGCUGUGUCUUUGCAGAGCUCAAACGCCGCCUACCUCAGGAACAGUGCAGGACCCGAGUGCUGACGAACCUUGGAGUAUAUAAUGCUAGGAAUGCUGAGGUGCUUUCUGCGUUAUUUGGGGUGAAAUUUCCUGAAGGAAGGAAAAGAUCCACAAGGGGAGUGUACAUGGUUGCCCUCUGUCUACCGGAUAACCUUAGAAAGGACAUGGAAUGUGAUUUUUUAUUGUUAAUCGAUGUAGAAGGUCUCUGCUCAGACAUGAAAAGAAAUACGCAGAUCCAUGACAACGAGAUGGCCACUGUUGCAACAGGACUAAGUGAUGUUUUAAUGCAGAACAUCUCUUCCCAGGCAAGUAGUGGUUUUGAAACUAACUUCACUGUGAUAGUCAAUGCUCUCCUUCGCAUCAAAGAACGUGGCUCCGUGCCCAUUUGCCUUUUCUUGGCCCAGGAUGAAGGAUUAAACAAUCUUUUACAAGCCUCACAAUUAAAGCGUGUAUCUAAUGUGCUUCUGACUGAGACUGAGGACAGAAAAAAUGACAAUUAUGCAAAGACCACAAGCUAUAUCAACUUUGUCAAAGGGCCUUGGUGCAAUAUGUCCCUCUCUGAACCAGUUGAUAACCAUUACAGUGAGGCUGUUUUGAAGCUUAAGCAAAACCUUUUCGGAGCAUUGAAGAAGUGUGCAGUUAAGUCUGAAGCCACAGGUCUGCCAGAAUUUAUGAGCCGUUUGUGUGCUGUUUGGGAUUCAGUGAGAGGAGACUCAUUCUCCAUUGGUCUGCAAGACACUGACAUAGCUUUAACAUUCUCUUUAUUGUGCACAGAGCUGUCACAGUGGGAGGAUAGCUUCUUAGAAAACAUGGAAAACUGGCUCAUGGAGGCAACAAAGAAAAUCUUUGCCUCAAAGACAAAGGAUUUAGAAGCUGAAAUCCAAAAUGGCCUUCUGAGUGAGCUGAAGGAUGAAGCCAGAGAGGAAGUCAAAAAAGAGGUGGACAAAAUCAGGUCAAAAGUAGAGGCCUACUUGAUGAAAGAUGACCUCCUUAAAAUGAACACAUUCAAGCCAGUCCUAAUGAGCAAUAUAGAUAAUCUCCAGGAGCGAGUAACUGAGGAGAUAAUAAAAAGGGUGGAGGUAGUCAGUGAGAGCCACUGUUCUUCCGCACAGUUGAAAAAAUUUGAGACCUUACUGGAAAGAGAACAGGAAUCCAAGCUACAAGCACUGAUAGAGAACAGCAAGUCAACCAAAGUUCUCCUUCAAGAUACAGAACUAGAAGAGGCGUUUGAUGGGGUGUGGAGUAAGAUAUUGUCCAACUUUGACUUUAGGCCUUCAGAAACAGAUGAUAUCACUGCAAGAGUGACAGAUAUUCUGAGAGAGAACCUAAUAAGCCGAGGUCUCCAGAAACACAUGAAAAAACUAGAAGACAUUGGGAAAAUCCAGACUGAUUUCUGUGUUUACGAUGAGUACUUUGGAUACCGCAGCAGAUUAAAACACAUGUUUGAAAACAACAACAGAGUACAGAGGUUGGAAGCUCAGCAGGUAGCAUGCAAUAUCAUAGAACAAUACAACAAGUUUGUAGCAGACAAAUCUAGCUCACCUGCAGAUUUCUCUGACAGCUAUGUAACGGAACUGUUAGAAAAUAUUGAAAAAGGUUUGAAAGAAAAAUCUUUGGAAAUCAGAUCAGCUUUUGAAGUUGAUCUGAAGGUUUAUCUCUGUAGCGCUGCAUGCAAAGACUUCCAACAACUACAUGACCUCUAUGCUAAGGACAGAGAGCUUUUGACGUGUAUUUCUGCAGCCAAGAGUAUGUACUUGGCAGAGUUUAUCUACCAGUUCAGGAAGAGAGACCAGUGCCAGAGAUUGGCUCAAGCAUUUACCUCCAUGGUUGUCAAACCUACAGUGUUGGACUACAUCUAUAGACCACUGGGGAUGCAUAUUGUACAAGAGAUCCAAGGUAAAGCCCCACAGUAUCAGUCCAGACGUGCCUUCCACCAAAGCUUGCUGGAAGAACUCAUAAAGGAAGACUGCUUUGAAAGUUUCCUGGAAUAUUUGAAUUCCUACGACAACUUCAGAUUGAGGAAAGUCAAGGAGACAGUGGUGGCUUACCUCUCCGAGUCAGGCAACUUGGAUAAAUGGAGGCAACAGAGACUUGGAGAAAUUGUUGGAAAGAUUGCAGCUACAGUGAGUGAAACAGCAGAAGGUACCAGUGGAGUGCUGAGUGAUGCAAAGCCACUACUGGAGAGAGUGUGCCUCAGUUUAGAAAAAUAUGGUGAUGUGGAUGUCAACAGGGCCUCUCUGGAUGGACCUCUCUUCAAUAUCACCACAGAAUGGGAUCGCUUUGUCACAUGUCUAAUGGAGUUACUGGCUACACUUCGGUUGGACCUUGUCCAGGAGUUCUCCCAGAAUGUGGAUAUCAACCAAUGUCUUCAGUGCCUAACAAUUCAGCCCCAUGACUUCCUCUUCAACAAAGUGAGAGGCUGUGACAAGCAGUGUCCUCUCUGCAGGGCGCCCUGUGAACAGGAGGACAUAGAGCAUGAGGUUCACAGGGCUCUGCUCCACAGGCCCAAAGGCAUGUUGCCCCAUUGCUCCUGUUCUUUGCCUGGCAUCAGUUGCAUUGAAAACAUCCUUGCGGAUGCGAGCAAGUAUGGAGACGACAUGUCUGGCAGGGGCCUUCAUUCCCUCUACCCAGACUGGAACAUAUCCCCUGAGGACCGAAACAGACAGAUGCCUAGUGUUUACUGGAGGUAUGUGUUGGCAAGGUUCAAUGAGAGGUUUGCAAAGGAAUACAAGCAGGAGCCUGCGAAGAUUCCUGAUGAUUGGAAAAAGAUCACUGAGGAGGAGGCACUGGACAGUCUGAAGGAGACCUUCUCUGGAUAGUGGACUAUCUUAUGCUGAAUGCUGUCUACGCCCAGGUUUAGAAGUCUUUUUGCAAUUAUCAAGAAUGUUAAUGAUAAUGAUAAUAAUGGACAGAAAGCUAAUCAAGUGAACCAUUGGCAACACUAAUGAAAACUGAUGUUUUGUUGUUGACUUUUAGUGUCGUUUGUGUAAAACAUGCUUUUGAAAUAUAUUGGAGAUUUUUACUCAUUGUCACACCAUUAUUAUCAUUUAAUUUUAUUUUUUUUUAUCUCUGUCACCCCUUCUUGAUCUGACAGAACAAUGUGCAAAAUAAUAUGUUAGCAAUUGAAACCAACCAAUGGAAUUUUUUUUUAAUAAAUAUGUUUAAAUAUUUAAGCUUUUUUCAUUAAAAAAUAAAUAUAAAUGUACUGGGAUUUAGAGAGAAAUGUAAAUACUCAAAUACUUCUGACUUGUCUCAACUUUAUCUUUCUAGAUAUUCAGCAAUUUACAGAAUGUCAAGUUCAUUAUUUUGUGUUUUGAAAUGACUAACUAGAGUAAAACCAUAAGUGAUAGUGUUUUUUUGUAUAUUCGGACAUAAAGGUUAUUAUGCAACAUUUUAACUACAAAGAUGUAACAAUAUUUAAGUAAAUAAUAUAUUAUAAACAGUAAAGUCAAAGUAUUAAAAUGACAGAACAGAAACACACUUUGCAAAAGUAUUU